Molecule: messenger RNA, 3393 nt
Organism: Closterium sp. NIES-65
Lineage: Eukaryota; Viridiplantae; Streptophyta; Zygnematophyceae; Desmidiales; Closteriaceae
Source: the annotation of a GenBank genome assembly
AUGCCUCAGACGUGCGUUCUCUCCCCCAUCGCUUCUCAGCCGUCAGAUGUCGCGACAGACGCCAACGACUCACCGCCGUCGUCCCCGUUAGCAGCUUCCGCAGGUCCUGGAUCGCCGCGCGAGUCUGGCGACUCGGCUUUCCCCGUGAUUUUCGACAACGCGCCGAUCGAAGCGGUAGAAGUUGGCGCGCGGCAGCGCGAACCCGGGGAGGCGUACCCGGUGCUUCCGCUCCUCGCGCUGCCUGUGCGGCUUCACAACGAGACGCGCUCGGAAGUUUCGUGGAAACUGGUGGUUAUCGCGAUCGAUGACCCGUUGGUUGCUGCCCGGCGGAUGGACGUGGUUUCGCGGAAGCUUCUGCCGAUGGUGCGGAGAUGGGUUCGCGAGUCGGGUUUCGCGUCGCCGCCACGUCCGCAAAGGGAAUCGUCAAGACGGGAAAAAAAGCCUUCGCCUGCUAGCCCGUCGCGCGACCCUCUCUCAUCUCCUGAUGUGUCGUGCUUGUGGGACGAAGCUGCUCAGAAGGCGCGCGCCGUGAUCACCGAGUCGCACUACACGUGGAAGGUUCUCGGAAGCGCGCUCCGCCGGCCUACCUUGCAACGGAGAGGCCACGUGCACGCGCACGCGCUGCCAGCGUGGCAAGAGCGAGAUAAGAUCCUCAACUGUUUCAACAACGCGACGCUCAGUAGCGAAUCAGCCGCAAAAGGCAGCAGCAGCAAGCGUAAGGAGGAUUCGUCCACGUCAGAAGCUGCGGCGGCGCUACUGAACGAAAUUCUAGACGCGCCGCUGCCCAUGUUCUUGGACCUACGGCGAAGCGCCACUAUCGGAUCGUCAUGUAUUGUGCAGAAACGCGGUGCUAAAAAUAACGGCAACAGGUUGGGUGGUGGUGCUAUCAGUGGGCGGUGGUGGGCGAGGGAGGAGAGAAACGGGGGAGAGGGGAGGAGCGGGGGGUUCGGCAAAACCAGUGGUGGUCGUUUGGGCAAUCUGUGUGACAAUAAGGAAGGAAAAGGAUUCUGCUCCGGCGGCGGCGAUGAGGGUUCUGGUGGCGGUGGUGAUGGUGACAAUAGCGAGGGGAAGGUCAGUGAGGGGAAGGGCAGCCAAGGGAAGGGCAACGAGGGGAAGGGCAGCCAAGGGAAGGGCAACGAGGGGAAGGGCAGCCAAGGGAAGGGCAACGAGGGGAAGGGCAGCCAAGGGAAGGGCAACGAGGGGAAGAAGAUCCGACCGUCGAUGAGCAUGCCAUCCGCUAAAGGCUUCACCGUUAUUGCUGCCAAGGAUGCUCCGUGGCGGCUGUCCAGGCAGCUCACUGCUGUCGCCGGCAAAGCACCCCUAGCAGCGGUAGCAGCCCAAGCAGUCACAGCAGUCGAAAGCACAGCAGGAGUGCUUCCAGAGGUGCACCAUCCCCGGGUGCUUUCACCACAGGCAAGAGCACAGCAGGUGCUUGCUCGACCAAGCAACGGGAGCACCACUGCCAGCAGCGCUGCUGCCGCCUCUCUUUCUUCUCCUGCCAAUCGCUCCUCUCUUCCUUCUCCCAGUUCCCGCCCUCAUGCUGUGUGCCUCCCACACAACCCGUACCUCCCGCCCCUCUCACCCGGCUCUUCCCUCUCGCCCCUCUCACCCCUCUCACCCCUCUCGCCCCGCCCACCCCGGGCUUCUGACUCUGCUUUCUCUGGCUUUAAACCCUCGUCUGGGGGUGGCACCGUUGCAACCCCCCGCUCGGGUCGCUCUGUGCCAAAGUCAUUUUCCAGUGACAACCUUGCACCGCUCUCCACCGCUCAGAACCGCUCCACUGGCAACCUUGCACCGCUCUCCACCGCUCAAAAUCACAACAGGACGCUGAUCGCGCAGGCGUGUCCUUCCGCGUCAGUCGCGCAGGCGUGUCCUUCCGCGUCAGUCGCGCAAGCGUGUCCGUGGAACCUUGGGAUUAUCCCGCAGACGUGCGUGCUCGGAGUCAUUCCAACGGACUUUCCGCGACGGACUGCGGAGCUGAAACCCUAUAGCGCGGACUCCGGGUUUGUAGAUAACGGUAGGUUAAAGGAGCCGUUCCCGGAGAUUCUCGACGACGCGCCAUUGGAAGCCGUGGAGGUGGGGGGCAGGCGGAGACAGUGCGGAGAGGUUUACUCCGUUGUUCCGCUGCUGGCGCUGCCCGUCAGACUGCGCGGGGGAGGCGCCGGGGUAAGGGCGGGGAGAGGGUGGGGGAGAAUAUCGGGUGGAGGAGAGGGACGUGGGGGAAGGGGGGACGGAAGGGGAGGAGCAGCGAGAGAAGUUAGUGAGGAGGAGGAGGAAAUGGGUGAGUGGAACCCGCGUGAGGCUGACUCUGGCUUGGAGGUUUCCUGGAAGCUGCUCGUGAUAGCUGCAGACGACCAACUUGUCCUUGCAGGAAAACUCGAGGAAGUUUCCCGAAAGCUGCUCCCUGCUGUUUAUAGGUGGGCCGAGGCAGCACACUUCACAGCCCCCUUCCCCGGAGAGAUGCUGACGUCACCAGGCUGCUGCACAACCGAGGUAUCACCAGGCUGCUGCACUGACGUGACGUCAGCAGGCUGCAGCACAGCGAGUACAUCCUCUCGAGAUGACCCGAACGAGCACUGCUGCUGCUUCAGUAGCGGAAGCGGACUGCGCGUCAGCUGGCAGGAAGAAGCUUCCCGGAAAGCGGGAGCGGUGAUCCUCGACGCCCACCGCACGUGGCAGAUCCUGUACGGCCCGCCCCUCAUGCGUGCCGCCCGCGGGCGGCAGAAGGAGCAGCAGGAGUGGCAGCAGGAGGGACAGCAGGAGGGUCCGAGUUGUCUUUUUACACGUGUUGCUCAUGGACGGCAGGAGUGGCAGCGGCAUCAUGAUGGCCAAUCAGAAGAAAGAAGCUGCCACAUGUUUGUUCGCGCCGCUGGGCGGCCGCCGCCCGAGCGUGGCACGUUGGAACGUAGCGCGGGUCAUCAGGGCGAGGGACGCGUGGGAAGAAAGGAGGAGGGAGGGGUGCUGUGGGGGGAGAACUCUGGCGAGGGGCGGAGAGGCACAUGUGACGUUCAGAGACAUGCAGAGGGAAGUGGGGGUGCUGCACCAACUCUGGAAUCAGCUCGUCUCACACAGGCGAAAGGGGUGCCGCCGGGUGCUGUGCUUUCACAGGACAUGGCAGGGGUGAAGCGAUGGAGGAUGAGCGGGAGGGGGUGCUGGAGGCGGGAGAGGUGGGGGAGGUGGAGAAGGGGGAGCGAGAGGGGAAGGAGGAGCGGCUCAGUGCACCGUUUGGCUCCUGCUUUUUCUCCUGAGAUGACCUCUGACCCGAUGCAAAUGGAGGGGAGCAUGGAUGCAAAUGGAGGGGAGCAUGGUGCAGCAUGCAGCGCCCGUUUUGUCCCCCGGGCAGAAUUUCGAGUCGACUCAAAACAAGAGAAGCCGGCUGCCUUUCCUGAGUAG